Messenger RNA from Lutzomyia longipalpis, 2919 nucleotides. It is a transcript of the gene singed, whose product is annotated as protein singed. Gene Ontology annotation, molecular function: actin filament binding; protein-macromolecule adaptor activity. The transcript is spliced from 6 exons. Gene Ontology annotation, cellular component: actin cytoskeleton; cytoplasm. Gene Ontology annotation, biological process: actin filament bundle assembly; cell migration; establishment or maintenance of cell polarity. NCBI's taxonomy places the organism in Eukaryota, Metazoa, Arthropoda, Insecta, Diptera, Psychodidae. The record is from RefSeq and is a predicted model, not a curated record. Bases 773 to 2314 code for a protein of 513 amino acids.
AUGGAUGAGAUGGUGCGCAGUUGUGUCGUCUUGCUCUAGCACUCCUCUCCAUGGUGCCGUGGAGUUGAUACCCAGUAGAGCUUCACCGGAAUCAGCAGUCAUUCACGGACAGUCCAUUGCAAAGUGCAGACACGGUGUUCCUCUUGGUGUCCCACACACUUCCCAUUGUGUUGAAAGGAACUCUGUUUUUGGUUGUAAUAAGUAGAAAGUUUUUUUGUUGUUGAGACGCGAAGAAGCUGGAGCAGGAAAGACGAGACAAAUCUUCGACGAGGGUAUUUUUAGACAUAAAAAAAUCUCAAGUCUACGACGCCCCUAAAAGUUGGGACCCAUCAGACACACUCCAUCGACUCUUGGAGACAUUUUAAGUGGCCCCCGCGACGAGACUCUCUCGGUUUCUCAAACAAAAAGCAAAUUGCUUGGAAAACGCCGUGCGUGGAAUUUUUUUAUCGCGUUGCUGAAUAACGCAAAAAUCCCCUCGAAAAAAAAACCGGACAUUUUGCAAUUUAGCUUGCAAAUUUUUACGUGUGUGAAAAAAAGUGUGUGCAAAAAGUCUGCAAAAAACCCUCGUGAAAAUAAAAAAAAGAAGGAUUAUUAGUAUUCUCAACAGUAGAAGAAAUUCGCCCCCAAGAAAGCCGCAGCGCCUUGAGGGAUUAACCGAGAAGCCGAAGCAAAAGAGGAAGUUAUUCAGAUCUUGAGGGCGCGAGUGGUGAUCACGUGGCAUUGGCUUGAAAAAAAAAAACAAUAAAUAAUUCUCGGGAAGGAUUUAGGGAAGAUGAAUGGGCAGAGCAUUGAGUUGAAUGGAUCGUCAAAUGGGGAUCUACUGGCGCAGAAUCAAAUGAAGGGCUGGUGGACAAUUGGGCUGAUAAAUGGACUGCACAAGUACAUGACAGCAGAAACAUUUGGAUACAAACUCAAUUCCAAUGGUGUGAGCUUAAAGAAGAAGCAACUCUGGACGUUGGAGCCAUCAAAUACUGGUGAAAGCAUCAUCUACUUGAGAUCUCACCUGGGCAAGUACUUGUCCGUUGACUCCUUCGGGAAUGUACUGUGCGAAUCAGAGGAGCGCGACGCUGGUAGUCGCUUCCAGAUCAGCAUCGCCGAAGAUGGUUCCGGCCGGUGGGCACUGAGGAAUGAGUCCCGUGGAUAUUUCCUCGGUGGCACGCCCGAUAAAUUGGUUUGCACAGCAAAGACAGUCAGCAAAGGGGAAUUCUGGUCUGUGCAUCUUGCCGCUAGGCCUCAGGUUAAUUUGCGGUCUGUUGGUCGGAAACGGUUUGCUCACCUGUCGGAAACUCAAGAUGAGAUUCAUGUCGACGCCAACAUUCCGUGGGGCGAAGACACGCUCUUCACAUUGGAGUUCCGAGCAGACGAAGGAGGACGUUACGCACUGCAUACUUGCAAUAACAAGUAUCUGAAUUCUAAUGGAAAGCUCGAGUCUCAAUGCACUGAGGAUUGCCUAUUUAGUGCUGAAUACCACAGCGGUCACCUGGCGCUGAGAGAUCGCCAUGGGUUGUACUUGUCACCAAUUGGAUCGAAGGCUGUGCUCAAAUCUCGCUCUCAAACAGUUACCCGGGAUGAGUUGUUCUCCCUGGAGGAUUCCCUGCCACAGGCCUCCUUCAUUGCAGCCCUCAACUCCAAAUACGUCUCAGUGAAGCAAGGUGUCGAUGUGACUGCAAAUCAGGAUGAAAUUGGGGAGAAUGAAACGUUCCAGUUGGAAUUUGACUGGUCAGCCCAUCGUUGGGCACUGAGGACAACCCAGGAUCGGUACUGGUGCCUCUCAAACGGUGGUGGAAUCCAAGCAACGGGCAAUAGACGGUGUGCCGAUGCUCUCUUUGAGCUCGUCUGGCAUGGCGAUGGGUCAGUCUCCUUCCGCUCCAACAAUGGUCGAUUCCUGGCCACAAAGCGCUCAGGCCACCUCUUCGCCACAUCCGAGACAAUUGAGGACAUUGCCAAGUUCUACUUCUACCUAAUCAACCGACCCAUCCUCGUGCUAAAGUGCGAACAGGGCUUCGUCGGCUACCGGGCACAGAAUAGCAAUAAACUCGAAUGCAAUAAGGCCACAUACGAGACAAUCCUCGUGGAACGAGCAGAAAAGGGUAUUGUCCACUUCAAGGGACACAAUGGGAAAUACUGGAGAAUAGAUGGAGAUGGAAUCACCGUGGAUGCUGACACUCCAAAAGAUGGAUUCUACUUGGAACUUAGAGAACCAACAAGGAUUUGCAUCCGAUCUACCGACGGCAGGUACUUGGGCGCCACGAAAAAUGGGACAUUCAGAAUAGUCGAAGGUGGAUCAGAUUCAGCCACGCAGUGGGAAUACUAAAGCAUUAAUCUAUGGAUCUACCUAAUGAAAAGAAAAACAUAUUUUAAAUGUAUUGUGCUUAAUUAAUUAAUGCUAUUUAUAUUAUUACACCGUAUAUCAUAUUAUCUUCUUUUUUAUAUAAUAUAAAAUCCGUGUGCGUGGCUUUCAAGAUUCCUUCUAACGGAUUUUUUCUUUAUUUCUUUCAUAAGAAGAUCUUUUCACUAUUUAAGCCACUAAAAAAAAAACUUUUGCAAUAAUGAUUGUUCUUUUGGAAGGAAAAAUAUCAAAGUUUUUUUUUUUAUAUAUAAAUGAGAUAUUUUAUAGAUGAGACGAUGAAGUUGUGGGGAAAUGUAUUUCCUCGGAUUAAUUGUAAUAUUUUUUAUUUUAUUUUAAAGUAUAUUAUAUUGAUUUAUUAUCUUUCAUGAGCAUGUUGGAAGCUGAAUAAAGUCAUUCUUGAUAUUUAUAUUUAUAUAAAUAAAAAAAUAAACGCAUAAUAUUAGUCACACCACUGAAUAAUAUCAAAGGGAACGAAGAAUGGAGUACUUAUGAGAACACCCAGAGAGAAACUGCCAAAAUACUGUCCAAUUUUUUUUAAAUAAUAAUAAAACGUAAAAGUGGACCCAUCA